GUGUAGAACUUCCUUGGAGCUAAUCUCAAUCAAUUAAACAGUCAUCACAUUGCUCUUGGCGCACAACAGUUACCCGGGUCUGUAUGAGUGUGGCACUAGGACCCAUAGCCGAUUUCUCCACCAGUGCGCUACUAUUGCCAAUGAUAGUGCACUUCUUUAACUCCCUUGGUCCAUAGUCUGCACGUGUCUGUCAUCCGAAGUGGAUAUGGCUGCGAACCGGGUCGGGAGGAGAUGUAACAACAAAGUCCAUUCCCCGAGUAGGGGUCCAGGUAGGGACCCAGGGCUUAGCGUGCAGAAGAGGCAAGCAAGGGUCACGGUAAAGUACAACAGAAAGGAGCUCAAAAGACGCUUGGAUGUGGAGAAGUGGAUUGACUGUAGUCUGGACGAGCUCUAUGUGGGCAGGGAGGAAGAGAUGCCAGAGGAGGUGAACAUUGACGAGCUGUUAGACCUGAAGAGUGACGAGGAGAGAACGCACAGGCUCCAGGAAAUGUUUCACACCUGCAAUAACACAGAGAAGUCCUGGUUGGAGGAUUCUGGAUUUUUCCUGCUUAUUCCCUCCUGAUUUCAGGAAUCCUCCAACCUGGAAUUUCGGUGGGAAACCAGGUUUUCAUCAAGGAGCUAUUGUUGAAACUCCACGGUCUGCAGAAACAGGAGGACCUCCACAACGAUGGCAUCGAACAACCCCAGCUACACGUCUUCCCCAACCGGCAAGACUCUCCAGACCGAGAGGUGAUCUGAAGGCCUUGUUAUGUUACCCUUCAAACCCAGCACCCCAUUCCCUAGCCCGAUGUCAUGGACCUUAUCUGAAAACAUGCAUAACAUUGAGUCUUGAGGGUCUAUACACUUUGCGCUACACACUGUCAAAUACACAUUAAAUAGCUAGCCAGAUCUGACCACUUAUUAGAAACAUUGCAGACACCUUAUCUGUCCACACACACCACAAUGCACAGGCAGUCCACGCAACAUUUGGACCUGUACAAUGUCAUAUGAAUUAUGUUUUAUUUUUGUUCACUUAUAAAGUGUCCGAAUUGUGUGAAACAGGAUGCUUCUCUGUUGGGUCGCUACUGCUACUUGUGUUCUGUGUUUCCUCGAAUUGUUCUGCUGUUCUCUCUUUUUUUCCCAGUACAUUGUAUAAUGCUUUUAUUGGAAACCCCAUGAAGGUAUCAACUGUUGGUCUGUGUCUUAUGUUGGGAGAUGCACCUCUGAUUCUGUUUAGCUCAUAAACCAUAGUCGAAGAGUCCAGCAACAUACUGUAGAUACCAGUGUCAGUCUGAAGGUAAGAAAGACCACUGAGCUUUCAUAUAUCCCAAUGGGUUAGUCGAUGGUACCUAGCUACAAGCAGGCCUACCAUCUUUUCAAACUGUAUCAAUCAACAUGAGACAAAAGUUAAUGUGGUCAAGUGGAAGAAAAAAUCUCUCUCUCUCUCUAUAUAUAUAUAUAUAUAUAUAUUAAAAGGGGGAGAAAUAUUGUGUUGUGAUA
This is a messenger RNA of Salmo salar (Atlantic salmon), 1479 nucleotides long. RefSeq names its product protein phosphatase 1, regulatory (inhibitor) subunit 14Ab (gene ppp1r14ab). Gene Ontology annotation, cellular component: cytoplasm. Gene Ontology annotation, molecular function: protein serine/threonine phosphatase inhibitor activity. Gene Ontology annotation, biological process: regulation of phosphorylation. NCBI's taxonomy places the organism in Eukaryota, Metazoa, Chordata, Actinopteri, Salmoniformes, Salmonidae. The record is from RefSeq and is a predicted model, not a curated record.